Messenger RNA from Caenorhabditis sp. 36 PRJEB53466, 1154 nucleotides. Lineage: Eukaryota; Metazoa; Nematoda; Chromadorea; Rhabditida; Rhabditidae. The record is from the annotation of a GenBank genome assembly.
AUGGCAAAACGAACUCUUCUAAUUGCGUUUUUAUUUCUGACCCUGCAAGGUAUGCAACCUGAACAUUUUGGGCGAAAAAGUUAAAUUCAGGGUCGUCCGCGGCGGUGUGUGUCACGAAAACGCUCCAAUUUUGUCAGUACGGUUUCAAUCAGAACCUGAAUGUGACCAGUUCGUCGGCCGAUUGGACCAAUCCCGGCACCCUCAGCUUCAUUAUUCGUUCUUACUAUAUUCAGGUAGAUUUUGGUCUCGCAACGAACUUUUUCUGUGUUUUUUUCAAAAUAGGCGUAAUUGAAAGAUUUCGAAACUUUCUAAACAUUUUUUUAAUCGAACAUUUUGCGCUUAAAUUCGUCUUGAGCUCAAGUUAUGAGCUGAGAAACAAGAAAGAAGUGAGAAACUCGUUUUUUAAAGGAACUACAAAGUUGUAGAGCACAAAAUUUACAACAAUUCAGAAAUUUGGCGUUUAGGCCCUAGCUGUGAUGUAGUUUUCUAGUACAAACAGAAAGUUUGACAAAAUUGUGGUCUUCUUACCGCGAUUUUCAGGGAAUCGACGGUCUGUUGGCGGUGUGCAACGCGCGUCAGCAGUUUGCUCGAUGCCUCGGCGCCCAGUACGACGUCUGCAUCUCUCCGCUCAAUUUCAUCGCUUCCGGAGAGAGUCCUCAGGACGCGCAGGCCUACGUUCAGUUGUUCAGGACGAUGGAGUUCGAUUGCGACGGCGGCUUCAUUCAGUCGUCGCGCCAUUGGGGGUGCAUCGCCGCCAUUCUGCAGACUAGAGAUGGGCAGUUGACGGCGUGCCGGCAAACUUACGACAAUACGGUCAAGAGUGUGAGUGUCCAUCUCAUGAUCCGUUUUUGGCCAAUCGAAAUAUUCAGACGCCUGCGCAGCUGUGCCAAGCGUCGGCCGAUUACGAGACGUGCGUUCGCAGCCAAUACUCGGACACUUGUGGCCCGGAAGUCUCGUGGUGGAGUUGCGAACGGACCAGACGGGGUCUGUCGGUCGACGAGGAUUGUCCGAACGACAUUUGCAGUCUGGUCACCGCUUCUGCCUCUGAAAAGUCUGAAAAGAGUCCGAGACUCGCGGCCGAGCGCAUUUUCAAUCGUGAGCCGGAUGUGGCUCAUGUGCUCAGAUCGCUGGCGGACAAGGCUAAAGGAAAUUGA